Carica papaya (papaya) is the source of this 1435-nucleotide messenger RNA. Lineage: Eukaryota; Viridiplantae; Streptophyta; Magnoliopsida; Brassicales; Caricaceae. The record is from RefSeq and is a predicted model, not a curated record.
AACCUGAAACAAAUAUGGGAGCAACUGCAUUUCAGCAUCCUCCUUGUCUGAGCUAAAGAUACUGAAGGUCGAAAACUGUCCAAAUCUAUCGACAAUUUUCCCGGCUGUUGCAGCUAGAAGUCUUCUGCAAUUUGAGCAACUUAUGAUAGAGAACUGUGGAGUGGAGUACAUUGUUUCAAAACAUGAAGGAGAAGAAACUGCAUCCCUUAACUUUGUGUUUCCUCAAGUAUCAUCGGUAGAAUUUAGGAAUUUGCCAGAACUCAAAAGUUUCUACCCCAGUAAGCAUACUACUGAAUGGCCAAAGUUAAAACGACUGGAUGUGUAUCACUGCGAGAAACUAUGGCUAUUUUCUCCAGAAUAUGUAAUCCAUUCAUAUGAAGAUAGUAGACUUGAUGUCCCAGACCUGCAAAUGCCUCUUGUGUUGGUUGAAAAGGUCCUUCCCAACUUGGAAAUAAUGUCAUUGAAGGAGGAAGACAUCACAAUGAUAUCCUACAGCAACAUUUCUCCAGCAGACCUAUUUUCCAAAACAAAAUUUCUUCUGGUGCAGUGCUUUCAUAGUGAAUCAGCUGUCAUGCCUCUGGAUUUUCUUGAGAGAAUACAUGAUGUGGAAAAGUUGGGUAUUGGAUGCAGUUAUUUCCCAGAACUAAUACCAUACCGAGGAGGAGGAAAAUACACUGGGAUAUUCACUCGGAUAAGAUAUCUAAGGCUAGAUACUCUUCCUUGGAUACAACAUGUAGGAAUCCAUGGCAGUCAAUUUGAAUCAGCUCUGCAGAAUCUCGAAACCUUGGAAGUAUGGUUUUGUGAUGGUUUGACAAGCUUAACACCAUCCUCAGUCUCAUUUCCAAAUCUGAAAACCUUGGAUAUAUGGGGGUGUAAAUCAUUGAUGACAUUGGUGACAUCCUCAGCUGCUAGAAGGCUGGAACAGCUCACAGAGAUGAGGAUAAGAGAGUGUGAAAUGCUGAGAGAAGUGGUUUCAACUGAGGGAGAUGAAACAGAAGAAGAAAUUGUUUUUGGGAAAUUAAGACGUAUAGAAUUUGAUGGUUUAUCAAACCUGUGUUUUUUCUGCUCAUCAAAUUGCAGGUUCAAGUUUCCUGCAUUGGAGGAAAUGAUUGUCAAUAAAUGCCAUGGGUUGGUGAUUUUUUGUGAAGGAGUGUUGAGCACACCAUUGCUGAGCAGAGUAUGGCUGACAAAAGAAUGUCAUGAGUGGCGUUGGGAGGGUGAUCUUAAUGCCACUGUAUGUAUGUUGUACCAAGAAAGGCUAGCAGCUGGUACAUCCGAUCGAAGUCAUAUACAAUCGUGAAGCUCUACGAUUGUAAGUUCUAAUCUUAUUAGUAUUAGUAUUUUUUUUAAAAUUUAAUCCUAUUUAAUAAUACAAGUAAAUAACAUUUGUGUUAUACUAACACCACAAUGCAAUCCUAUAGUUUUGUACUUCUAA